Eurytemora carolleeae is the source of this 5637-nucleotide messenger RNA. RefSeq lists its product as uncharacterized. NCBI's taxonomy places the organism in Eukaryota, Metazoa, Arthropoda, Copepoda, Calanoida, Temoridae. The transcript has 16 exons. Bases 193 to 5637 code for a protein of 1814 amino acids. The record is from RefSeq and is a predicted model, not a curated record.
GAUAAAAGAUAUUAUUUGAAAAAGAGUGGUUCUUCAUCAACAUCUGCGAUAAAAACAUUUACAUGUAGAAGUGAUAAAACAUACUCUGAGAAUAUUGGGGAUUAUUCAUGUGUCCCAAACUUUUGUGAAAACCCUAUAAUACCAGAACAGAGUCUUAACUUUACAUAUUUCUGGGAUAAUCAAUACAUAAACAUGGGUUCUGACUUUACAUACAAUUGUAACAGUAAUCAUGCUCUUGAGGAUAAUGUUGAUAAAAGAUCUGAUGCAGAUAACUCUAUCAAAGUCAGAUGUAACUUUAGUGGAGAAUUAGAAUAUCCCUCACCUUGGCCACAAUGCUAUGAUAGAGUUUCCUGUGGAUCUCCACCAGAAAUACCAAUUAAUGGAACCAGAGUUUGGAUUCAGAAACCUGAAGGUGAUACUUUGUAUGAAGCCAAGAUUAACUACACCUGUAAACCAGGUUUCAAGUUUGACAACAAUAAUGAUGGAACUGGAGAUACUCCAUAUGUUGAAACUGAAUGCUUGUGGAAAAAGUCUUGGUCAAAAAACUUGCCAACCUGUAUAGCCACACAUUGUCUUGAGCCAGCAACUCCGAACUCUUCUCUGAAUUUUAAUUAUUCCUGGGAUCAAGAAUUGGUUCCUGUUGGAAAUAAUUACACAUAUUAUUGUCAAUCUAAUAUGGCCAUUGAAAGUGCUACUAACAAUAAAUCAGAAGCACUAAACUUUGUUCAUAUGAAAUGCAACUCAAGUGGUGAAUAUGAAUAUCCAUUAACAUGGCCUCAGUGCUCUAUGACAAUUCAAUGUAAUUCUCCAGAAGAAGCUCCCAUUAAUGGAACAAGAGUCUGGAUUAAAGGUUCUGAAGGGGAUACAGUUUAUGAAUCUAAGAUUAAUUACACUUGUAAACCAGGAUCUCAGUUUGACACAGAUGAAAAUGGAUUUGGAGACACCCCAUUCCUGACAACAGAAUGUCUUUGGAAAAAGUCAUGGUCAAAAAAGCUACCAACCUGCAAAGUAACUCACUGCCUUGAGCCAGCAACCCCAAACUCUUCUCUGAAUUUUAACUAUUCUUGGGAUCAAGAAUUGGUUCCUGUUGGGAAUAAUUACACAUACUUUUGUCAGUCUGAUAUGGCCAUAGAAAGUGAAACUAAUAAUAAAUCAGAGGCAUUGAAUUAUUAUCAUAUAAAAUGUAAUCCAAGUGGAAACUAUGAAUAUCCUGUGAUAUGGCCACAGUGUUCUAUGACAAUACAGUGUGAAUCACCACCAAAUGCCACAUUUAAUGGAACAAGAAUAUGGACUCAAGGAACAAACAGUUCUACAGUUUAUGGAACUAAGAUAGAAUAUUCUUGUAAACGAGGAUCUCAAUUUGACACAAACAAAGAUGGAUUUGGAGAUAGUUUAACUAUAGUAAAUGAAUGUCUAUGGAAAAAACAAUGGGGCCCUUGGCCAGUUCUUCCACUUUGUAAAAUAACUCACUGCUUGGAACCAAUAACACCAGGGCAGACCUUGAAUUUUAACUUUACUUGGGGUAAUGAUAUGGUAGCUGUAGGGGAUAAUGUGACUUACAACUGUCAAACAGACAUGGUUUUUGAAGCUAACACAACCUUAAAAUCAGAAUCAAUUUCAUUUAUCAAUUCUACAUGUAACCCAGAUGGAACUUAUUCUUAUCCUACGAUAUGGCCACAAUGUUCAGCAACCAUUUCUUGUGGAAUUCCACCUCUAGUACCAGUAAACGGUUCUAAGAUUUGGAUUAAUGGAACUGAACCAAAUGAUACCUAUAAUACUGGUAUUCUAUAUAAAUGUGUAAAUGGCUCUAAAUUUGACACUAAUGGUGAUGGAAUUGGUGACAGUGAUAAUGUAACAGUUGAUUGUCAGUGGAGGAAAGCCUGGAGUCCUUGGCCUAUUCUUCCUAAAUGUAUUGUAACACAUUGUGUUGAUCCAUUCCCCAUACCUGGAGAUUCAGAUUUAGAAGAGGUUAAUACUGGUUGGGUUCCUAUUAAAACCUUAAAAUGGUAUCAAUGUAAGGGAAAACUUCAAAAUGGAACAAAUACUAAAUUUUUUGAAUCAGACAGAUCACUAACAUCCUUUUCAAUGCUAUGCUUGUCCAAUGGAUCCUUCAAGUUUGAUAAUUUGAGACAAAACUGGCCAACAUGCUUAAGUACUGUACAUUGUGGGCAACCCCCAAAUGCAACUGAAAAUGGAGUUAGAACUUGGAUAAAUGGUAUUGAAUUCAAAGAAACUUAUGGCACAAAAGUUUCAUACCAAUGUGUAAAGGGUUCUCAGUUUGACACCAAUGGAGAUGGUAAGGGAAACAGUCUUUCCAUUGUAACAGAAUGUAUGUGGAACAAAACUUGGACUCCUUGGUCUGUUUUACCGAAGUGUGUUAUAACACAUUGUGUUGAUCCUUUUCAAAUACCUUCAAACACAUCUUUAGAGGAAUCAUCUUCAGCUUGGACAGAAAUAAACAAAAAUAAAGAAUACAGAUGUUCUAGAAUGCAGAAUGGCAAGCACACACAGUUUUUCCAGUAUGAUCGAUCCAAAUCAUCUUUUUCAAUGAGAUGUCUAGAAAAUGGAACAUUUGAUUUUUUGAAUAGUACAGAGAACUGGCCUAUUUGUUUAGAAGAUAUUGAAUGUGAAAGGCUUCCUCCAAAUAUUCCAACUGAUCCAGAAUACUUAGAACCUGAAAAUGAUGGAAAAGUCCUCAUAAAUAAGUUGGAUUACCCGGUAGGAACUCCACAUAAUCUAGUUUUCAGAUCAGACAGAAAUAAUACAGAGAUUGCAAGAAACUAUAUGGCGAAUCUGACGUAUUACUGUGGAUCUGCUAGGCAAUUUUUGGAUAAAAGCGGUGUUCACCAUGAUAUCCAUAGAAUGACUUGUCUUUGGGAUAGAAACUGGACUGCAACCAAUGUUCUGGACCCUUGUGACUGGGUUCAGUGUCUAAAGCCUCCAAAUCCACCUACUUUUACAAACUUGAGGGUAACUGAUUGGGAUGGAGAGCCCAUUAAUUUUGGGGAUAAGAUAACAUAUGUUUGUGAAAAAGGAUAUCAAUUUGAAGACGACCAAUACCAGGUCAGUAUUUCAUAUCAAUGCCAAGAUGGAUUAAAACCUAAAACAAUCCGUGGGUUCUUUAAUACUCCUGCAACAGAUGAUCAAUGGCCCAAAUGUACCAAAGGUCCUCUUUGUGUAACCCCACCUAAUCCACCAUUUGAGGGAUCAGUAGAAAAUACUCCAAUUAUAUUUCCAAAGGAAGCGGAAGAAUCUUGUCAUACUGAUGGGUCUCAAGUGAACAUUAAGUGUCCAUCCUUUCUAAAUAUAUAUAUAACCUCAGGUUAUUAUGGAAGAGUUAAAGACACUAACAUUCUUUGUGAUGGAAAUAAAGAUUCAGUAACACUGAAGGAAGACUGUGUAAAUCUACAGGUUGUUGAAUCCUCUAGAACAACUUGUAUUUCUAAAUAUAACUGUACAAUCCCUGUUGUUACAACAAUCCAAACCUGGAAACCACCUUGUGACAAGAAACAGAAGAAUCAGUUAAUGUUAAAUUAUGUUUGUGUUCGAUGUAGGGAUUGGGAUAUUGAUGCUUUGGAUCUAAAUUGUGUCUUCAAAGCAUUGACGUUGAACUUAUGGAGAACUGCAGCAGAUCUUAUAGAUGUAACUAAAGAAGAUAUGAAAACUAUUCUUGUGAGCGAGCUUAGCAAGCAUUUGGACAAUAGUAAACACUCCUUACAAGAUUUAAGUGACAGGGAGGUAAGUAAGACUGACGGUUCACUAUGCUCUCUGGCUUUUAUGCAUCUAGCUCUUGUGGAUUCAAUUAAAACAGAAAGCCAAAUGAAAAAUUUAUCAUAUGAUACAAUGAAGGAAGUUAUUGUGGAAGAAAUAAUGAAAGUUAAAAACCUCAAUAGUUCAACUUAUGAUGUUAACCAGAAGGAUGAAAUUCAUCUGAAAAUGUUUAAACAAGUUGUAUGUGGUGACAUACCAGUUAAAUCUAACUCAGUUGGUUCCAUUCCAACUCUGAAUGCUGGAGAUUCUGAAGAAAACAGAAAUAGAAGAGUAUAUGGAACUAAUCUUAGAUAUGAAUGCGGUGUAGCCAGAAAAUUUUUAAGUAAGGAAAGUAAAAAAACCUAUGAUGAGAGAUGGAUGACCUGUAAUUGGAAUACUAGCUGGACACCAACAGACACCUUGGAGGAGUGUGUUUGGGUUCAAUGCAUAAAUCCACCAAUGCCUCCUCCUGGAAGUGGGAUGUCCUCUAUGUGGGACGGAAACCCUGUUGAGUUCAAUGCUGGAGUUGGUUACAAUUGCACCAAGGGUUUAUUCUUUGAGAUGAAUCGGGAUUUGCUCCAGUGGAAUCUGACUUGUCUUCCAGAUGGAUCCUGGAAAGUGCCUGAAGUUUGGCCAAGAUGUUUAGCAAAUGUAAAUUGUACGGAACCACCACCACGCCCCUCUUCAGGAACCUGGGAAUGGAAUCAGUCAUAUUCAUACAAAACUCGGAUCCAGUAUACUUGUGGACCAUUUGGGAAGUUUAAAUCUUCAAGUGGAGCCUUAGAGGCUUCUACUAUAGCAGAAUGUAACUGGAAUAAAACUUGGACUCCUCAGAAACUAGAUCCUUGUCAGGCUACACGAUGCCAAGAUAUCCCUGCCCCUCCUCGAAGUUCUGGACUUGUUUAUAAACCAGAUCCUAAGAAUCCUCUCCCUAACUCAGGUGUCUGUCUAUACAGUCCUGAUAUUCCAGCCAAGCUACCAUUUCCAGGAGAAAGCUUUUGUUCUAAAAACACCAAGCUGAUGAUAAUUGGAAAUAUCCCUAAAACAGUAAGAUCUGUUCCGGCAUUAUUGGUUGCUUCUAAUAUGAGCAAUGAAGGUAUCCAUAUAAACCUAAACUUGAAGAAUAAGGUUAUAGAAAGAUACAGUGUAGUUAAUGGAACUAAAUCCUCUAUUGAUGGAUUGCCUGGUGAUGGAACUAGUAUAGAUUAUGAUGAACCCUUUGUUCUAAAUCUCAGCUGUGAUCAAGAUGGAUGGAUUCUACAGAUUAACAACGAACCAAGUUAUCUGACUGUUCUACAUGCUGUACCAGUAGAUAACCUUACAGAGAUCAGAGUAACUGGUGAUAUUGUUGUCAACUAUAUUGGAAUUGGAGAUAAAGAUCAAGAUCCUGCACCUCCUGUUGGGUUUAACCUGACCUAUAUUUGUCCGGAGGGACAAGUUUUUGAUAGAGAUUGGUUUGCCACUCCAUUCGUUAUGCUGACAUGUCAGGCUGAUGGUGUAUUUGAUCCAGUAGACUGGUCUGAAUAUCAUUGUGUUUUCCCGAAGAGAGAAUAUGGAUAUAAAGCGAAGAGAGAAUAUGGAUACAAAGCGAAGAGAGAAUAUGUAUACAAAGCGAAGAGAGAAUAUGAUACAAUGCGAAGAGAGAAUAUGGAUAUAAAGCGAAGAGAGAAUAUGGAUACAAAGCGAAGAGAGUAUGUGGAUACAAAGCGAAGUGAGAAUAUGGAUACAAGAGAGAAUAUGGAUACAAAGCGAAGAGAGUAUGUGGAUACAAAGCGAAGUGAGAAUAUGGAUACAAAGCGAAGAGAGAAUAUGGAUACAAAGCGAAGAGAGAAUAUGAUACAAAGCGAAGAGAGAUAUGGAUACAAAGCGAAGAGAGAAUAUGGAUAA